Messenger RNA from Indicator indicator, 1656 nucleotides. It is a transcript of the gene NAE1, whose product is annotated as NEDD8 activating enzyme E1 subunit 1. The transcript is spliced from 20 exons. Gene Ontology annotation, cellular component: cytoplasm; nucleus. The coding region runs from base 1 to 1635 and encodes 544 amino acids. NCBI's taxonomy places the organism in Eukaryota, Metazoa, Chordata, Aves, Piciformes, Indicatoridae. Gene Ontology annotation, biological process: protein neddylation; DNA damage response; protein ubiquitination. Gene Ontology annotation, molecular function: NEDD8 activating enzyme activity; ubiquitin activating enzyme activity. The record is from RefSeq and is a predicted model, not a curated record.
AUGGCGGAGCCAGGCCGGGCCAGCCUGAAGGAGCAGAGAUACGACCGGCAGCUCAGGUUGUGGGGUGACCAUGGACAAGAAGCUUUAGAAUCUGCCCAUGUUUGUGUGAUAAAUGCAACAGCGACAGGAACUGAAAUACUGAAAAACUUGGUGCUGCCAGGUAAUCUUGUUUUUCCCCCCCUCCAAGGUAUUGGUUCAUUUACGAUCGUCGAUGGGAAUCGGGUCUCUGGAGAAGAUGUUGGCCACAACUUCUUUCUACAAAAAAGCCACAUUGGUCAGAACCGUGCCCAGAGUGCCACUGAGCUCUUGCAAGAAUUGAACAAUGAUGUUUCUGGAAACUUUGUUGAAGAGAGUCCAGAACAACUUCUAGACAAUGACCCUUCGUUUUUCAAUCGAUUUAACUUGGUGGUUGCAACGCAGCUACCAGAAAGUACAUUGCUGCGCCUGGCUGAGCUGCUCUGGAAUUCUAACAUUCCUCUGCUGGUCUGCAGGACAUAUGGACUGGUUGGGUACAUGAGAGUCGUUAUUAAAGAACAUACAGUUGUUGAAUCUCAUCCUGACAAUACAUUAGAAGAUCUGAGGCUGGACAAACCGUUUCUGGAGCUGAGGGAGCACAUUCAGACUUAUGACUUGGAUCAUAUGGACAAAAAGGACCACAGCCACACUCCAUGGAUUGUGAUUGUAGCCAAGUAUCUAACAAAAUGGCUCAAUGAGAAAAGUGAUCAAUUACCUAAGAGUUACAAAGAAAAGGAAGCCUUCAGACAGCUGAUUCGACAAGGUAUCUUAAAGAAUGAAAAUGGGACCCCAGAAGAUGAGGAAAACUUUGAAGAAGCUAUAAAAAAUGUGAACACAGCAUUAAAUACCACAGAGAUUCCAAGAUGCAUUGAAGAUAUUUUUAAUGAUGAUUGCUGCGUGAAUCUCACAGAGCAGUCACCCUCCUUCUGGAUUUUGGCUCGAGCUGUAAAGGAAUUUGUGGCAAAUGAGGGCCAAGGAAGCUUGCCUGUUCGAGGCACCAUUCCUGAUAUGAUAGCAGAUUCCAGUAAAUUUAUCAAAUUGCAAAACGUAUACCGUGAGAAAGCAAAGAAGGAUAUUGUUGCUGUGGGGAACCAUGCUGCCAAGCUGUUACAGUCCCUGGGCAAGGCACCAGAAUCUAUUUCAGAGAGAGAAUUAAAAUUGCUUUGCAGCAACUCAGCUUUUCUCCGAGUAGUACGAUGUAGGUCUCUGUCAGAAGAAUAUGGUUUAAACACCUUUAACAAGGAUGAAAUCACUUCCCAUAUGGAUAACCCAGACAGUGAAGUGGUGCUGUACUUGAUGCUGCGGGCUGUAGAUAGGUUUUAUAAGCAGCAUGGUAGAUACCCAGGUGUCUCCAACUACCAGGUAGAAGAUGACAUUGGAAAACUAAAGUCAUGCCUUACUGGUCUCUUACAAGAACAUGGCUUGUCUGUGGUGGUGAAAGAUGACUAUGUUCAUGAGUUUUGUCGCUACGGAGCUGCUGAGCCACAUUCUAUUGCUGCCUUCAUGGGAGGAGCUGCUGCACAGGAGGUUAUCAAAGUCAUUACAGGGCAAUUUGUCAUUUUUAAUAACACCUAUAUUUACAAUGGAAUGUCACAGACUUCAGCAACUUUCCAGCUGUAGGGUAAUGAUCUUGCAUUUGUU